Messenger RNA from Closterium sp. NIES-67, 2063 nucleotides. NCBI's taxonomy places the organism in Eukaryota, Viridiplantae, Streptophyta, Zygnematophyceae, Desmidiales, Closteriaceae. The record is from the annotation of a GenBank genome assembly.
AGCUGCUGCCAGUCAAUUCCCUGACACAGCUACUCAUCCCAAGACGUCCGUUUCUAGGCAAUUGCCGCUCCUCGGUCGUCGCUCGUCGUCAAUCGGUCGUCGCUAGGCGGUUUCGCUUGUCGGUCGCGUUCAGGCGACUAACAGUCAUGAAGGUCAUGGACUUGCUAGUCCUGGCUCUUUGGCUAGUGGCUUCCGUUUCCGUUUCCAAGGCGUCACCGUCUCCGUCAUUCUGCUCCGCCGUCUCUUCUGAAGUAAUCUCGCCGUCGCCCGAAUCUCGCUCCCAUCUGCUUAUAGCGGGAGGCACUGUCGUUAACGCGGACGGCGAAUUCGCUGCAGAUGUUUAUAUCGAGGAUGGAACCAUCAAGCUCGUCCGCCCAAGCAUCAAGGUUCCAGACUGGGUUCAGAAAAUCGAUGCUUCUGGGAAGUACGUGAUGCCAGGUGGCAUCGACCCGCACACCCAUCUCGCCAUGCCCUUCAUGGGGACCGAAUCCUGUGACGACUUCUACUCCGGCCAGGCAGCAGCACUAGCCGGCGGAACCACCUUCCACAUCGACUAUGUGCUGGGCGCCACGCCUGCUGCUGGGGAAGACCUGCUGGGAAUUUUGGGGGAGUAUGAGGCGAAGGCGAAGGGCAAUGCAGUGAUGGACUAUGGGUUUCACAUGGGUGUUACGCGGUGGAGUGAGGCGGUGGAAAGGGAUAUGGAAGAGGUGGUGAAGCGAGGCGUCAACUCGUUCAAGUUCUUCAUGGCGUACAAGGGCGCCCUGCAGGUGGACGAUGAACAGCUGCUAGAGGGGUUCACGCGCUGCAAGCAGCUGGGAGCCAUUCCCCAGGUGCAUGCAGAGAACGGCGAUGCAGUGGUGUGGGGGCAGCAGCACAUAUUCAAUCUUGGGAUCACCGGACCAGAAGGCCACCCCCUAUCCCGCCCUCCUGAGGUGGAGGAGGAGGCCACUGGCAGAGCCAUUCGGCUGGCCAAUGUGGUGGGAGUGCCGCUGUACGUGGUGCAUGUGAUGAGCGCUGGCGCCGCACGGGAGGUGGCAGAGGCCAGGCGGAGAGGGCAGCGCGUGGUGGGAGAACCAGUGGUAUCGGGAAUUGCUCUCAACGACUCGCACCUCUGGUCCCCUGACUUCAGUCAUGCUGCUCAGUUCGUCAUGAGUCCACCCAUCCGCUCAGCAGAGCACGUGGCAGCAGUCAAAGCAGCUCUUGCCACGGGCACCCUGCAGCUGGUAGCCACUGACCACUGCCCCUUCAACUCCUCUCAGAAGGCGCGUGGUCGGCAUGAUUUCCGUCUCAUUCCCAACGGAGUGAAUGGCAUAGAGGAGCGCAUGCAUAUCACAUGGGAUGUGAUGGUGAAUUCGGGUCUCAUGUCACCUAGUGAUUAUGUCCGCAUCACAAGUACAGAGUGCGCCAAGAUAUUCAACCUGUACCCACUGAAGGGGGUGGUGGCGGAGGGGUCAGAUGCUGACCUGAUAGUCUUGAAUCCGCGUGGCAGCACCAGCAUCAGUGCUGCCACUCACCACUCGCGCAUCGACACGAAUGUCUACGAGGGGUGGAGAAUGAAGGGCAACGUGGAGGUGACAGUGAGCCAGGGCACGGUGGUGUGGCAGCACGGGCAGCUCAACGUCACCCGGGGAGCGGGCAGAUUUGUGCCAAUGCGGCCGUUUGGGCCGCUUUUCCACGGCAUACAAGAGAGGGAUGCUGGGUGUGCAGCAUCGUACAGAGCACCAGUGAGGAGAGACGGGGAUGGGAGUGCUGGCGUAGCUGCGGUUUAGAGUGCAGGCAGAUUCGUGCCCAUGCGGCCAUUUGGUGUGCUUUUCCAUAGCAUGCCGGAGAGGGGCGCUGGGCAUACAGCAUCAUACAGAGCGCCAGUGAAGAGACAUGGGGAUGGGAGUGCUGGCGUAGCAGCAGCUAAGAGUACAGGCAGAUUCUUGCCCAUGCGACCAUUUGGCGAGGUCUACUGCUCAUCUUUGUUUUAGUAGUACAUCUACAAGAAGACAGCAUUGUAGUACUGCAAUAUUGACAAACAAAGAAGCCUGGUUUUUUUGCAGGGCGGUCCGCAGCACGAG